UCACCUUUAUAUUCUCAGUAAUUGUGAACCAUUCAAGAUUGCUUCUUACAGUUGAACUUUUUCACUCUUCAAGAUCAAAACUAAAUCUACCAAAAUAUUAUAACAUUUAUAUUUGCUUAUUAAAAGUUUUUCAUCUCAAGUAAAUUAAAGGCGAAACCAUCAAUUUUAACCAUAAAAAUGAUUCAAUCUGUAGCCAAACACAAUUCAGUCUCACCAUCAUCUUCAGUCCUUCUGAAUGCACUUAUCUUCUUCAUGUCAGUUUCAAUGGUUCAUUCAAACUCUCCAUACAAAUCGGUUGAAACAUUAAGCCCAUUAGAAUUAUCGUAUAACUCCAAUCUCGAGCAGUCCGAGGUUCCACCAAAGAGAUACUCAGAGUUCUUGGGUGGACCCGGAAAGCGAGUCUCAGAGUUUCUUGGUGGACCAGGUAAACGUGCUCCAACCUAUGGAUACGUGAGUGAACAGGGUAAGCAAACGCGUCCACAGUCUGUCUAUUAUUUGGCCAAAAAACUGUCGGAGAUUCUACGAGCUUCCAACGGACCAAACCUUGGACCCUAUCGACCUGGUGGAUCAGAGUUUCUUGGUGGUCCAGGAAGACGAUGAGGAAUACGAAUAAUAAACUAUCCAACAGAAUUUUGGAAAAUGUUGAAACUUUUAUGUAUCCAUCAAACACAUUAUUUCAAGAUUAUGUUGCCAUUUAUAUCCAAUAAUUGGAAAUUUCAGUUCCGUUGUUUGAUGCUGAGAAAAUGCCAGUUUAGAUUGCAAGUUUUAAUUGAUUUCAUUUCCAAUUUUCGACUUUUGUUUCUUUAAUUUUAAUCAGAUUGAAGGAUUUCACGAAUAAAAUAAUGAAAAUGUUUACUCAUUUGUAAUUUAUAAACUUGAUUUGUCUGGUUUGAACCCAAACUCAAUGGGUUUAAACUCAUAAGAGCUAAGAUUCAAAAGAGCUAUUCAUUUGAGUUUUUCAUCGAACUCUAAUGAUUUAAUAUUCGAGUCGUAUUAGCCGUUCGAUUCUUUCAAUCAAACUUCAUUUUGGUUUCGUUAUUCAAUGUUGUGCAUUCAUUCCAGUUACCGCUGAGCUAAGUUUAUCAAUAUCACCUAAAGUCCCAUGUAUUUAGACACUUAUUACACUUUAGCUCUUUGGAGUCUUUGCGGUGUGUUGAGUAGACAUUCAUUGAUUAGCCUGGAGCAAAGAUUAUAUUGGAAAUUUUACAUGUCGAAUGAAUAAGAAUGUCAGAGAUUAACCUUUAAUUUUUCUUUUCUUUCUUUCUUCAAUAAAUCACCACGAAAACAUGCGACAGUUAAAGGUGAGUAAAUGCGAAUCAAUGACUUGUAACUUGUAAAUUUACGAAUAAACUUGAUUAGCUAUAAAAUAAAAUCAUAAU
Tetranychus urticae (two-spotted spider mite) is the source of this 1379-nucleotide messenger RNA. RefSeq lists its product as uncharacterized. NCBI's taxonomy places the organism in Eukaryota, Metazoa, Arthropoda, Arachnida, Trombidiformes, Tetranychidae. The record is from RefSeq and is a predicted model, not a curated record.